Molecule: messenger RNA, 6092 nt
Organism: Alligator sinensis (Chinese alligator)
Lineage: Eukaryota; Metazoa; Chordata; Crocodylia; Alligatoridae
Product: solute carrier family 12 member 7
Exons: 26
Coding region: 133-3432 (1099 amino acids)
Biological process (GO): chloride transmembrane transport; potassium ion homeostasis; potassium ion import across plasma membrane
Cellular component (GO): membrane
Molecular function (GO): potassium:chloride symporter activity
Source: RefSeq, a predicted model, not a curated record
UUGCCUUGGGAUUAAUCCACUACUACUGAGACACAGGAUUUGAGGUCUCGCAUAAAACGGAGAGGGGGCAACUAUCAGCUUCCUGUUGUUUUGUUGCUUCAUACCUGAAGAGCCAGCAGCUUUUUCUUUAUUAUGAAUGAACAAGAUUAUGAGGAAGGUGGGCCAAGCUCGGGAGAUGGGAUUCCAAGGGAAAGUAGUCCAUUUAUUACCAAUGCUGACAUGGAUAAAGGGAUUAUCUAUGAAGGGAAAAACAUGGCUCUCUUUGAGGAAGAAAUGGAUAGCAACCCCAUGGUAUCAUCUCUGCUUAAUAAGCUAGCAAACUAUACCAAUCUGACUCAAGGUGUAAUUGAACAUGAAGCAGAUGAAGACAGCAAACGAAGAGAAAUCAAGGCUCCACGGAUGGGCACUUUCAUUGGUGUGUACUUGCCCUGCCUACAAAACAUUUUAGGAGUUAUCCUUUUCCUGCGUUUAACUUGGAUUGUUGGAACAGCUGGGGUCCUUGAAUCUUUCAUCAUCGUGUUCAUGUGCUGUGCUUGUACUAUGCUAACAGCAAUUUCAAUGAGUGCAAUAGCAACAAAUGGUGUAGUCCCAGCUGGUGGUUCAUACUACAUGAUUUCAAGAUCUUUAGGGCCAGAGUUUGGCGGAGCAGUGGGUCUCUGUUUUUACUUGGGUACAACCUUUGCAGGAGCUAUGUAUAUUCUUGGUACCAUUGAAAUUUUGUUGACGUAUAUUUCUCCUAGUGCUGCUAUAUUUAAAUCUGAAGAUGGUGAAGAAGCAGAGGCCAUGUUAAACAACAUGAGAGUUUAUGGGACGUGCAUUAUUGCUCUCAUGGCGAUAGUAGUCUUUGUCGGAGUCAAAUAUGUCAACAAACUUGCACUAGUCUUCCUUGCUUGUGUGAUCCUUUCCAUUAUUGCCAUUUAUGCUGGCGUUAUUAAGACUGCUUUUGACCCACCAGACUUUCGUAUUUGUCUUCUUGGAAACCGUACGUUGUCAAGACGCAACUUUGACACUUGUGCCAAAUUUACUAAAAUAGAUAAUAAAACAGAGACUACGAGGCUGUGGAGACUCUUCUGUGACAGUGCCUUGCUCAAUGCCACGUGUGAUGAAUACUUCAGCUUAAAUAAUGUGACUGAAAUUCAAGGAAUUCCUGGUGUAAGCAGUGGAGUCCUAAUUGAUAACUUAUGGAGUACCUAUUCAGACAAGGGAUCGGUUGUUGAAAAGAGAGAACUGCCAUCGCUUACUGGAACAGAAGAAACAAAAGUUGCAGGAUUACCUUAUGUUUUCACAGACAUCAUGACUUUCUUCACCAUGCUAGUAGGGAUCUAUUUUCCAUCGGUGACAGGUAUUAUGGCUGGUUCGAACAGAUCUGGUGACCUUAAGGAUGCUCAGAAAUCUAUUCCCACUGGAACAAUUUUGGCCAUUUCAACAACAUCCUUCAUUUAUCUGUCAUGCAUAGUCUUAUUUGGUGCCUGUAUAGAAGGUGUGAUAUUAAGAGAUAAGUUUGGAGAAGCAGUUAAUGGAAACCUAGUGAUUGGUACCUUGGCAUGGCCUUCCCCAUGGGUGAUUGUAAUUGGUUCAUUCUUUUCAACAUGUGGUGCUGGUCUUCAGAGUCUCACUGGUGCUCCCCGGCUGUUGCAGGCUAUUUCAAGAGAUGGCAUUGUCCCAUUUCUUCAUGUAUUUGGUCAUGGAAAAGCAAAUGGAGAACCAACCUGGGCUUUGCUUCUCACUGCUUGUAUUUGUGAGAUAGGAAUUCUCAUAGCCUCUCUGGACAGCGUAGCACCGAUUCUUUCAAUGUUUUUCCUCAUGUGCUAUAUGUUUGUGAACUUGGCCUGUGCAGUACAGACCCUUUUACGAACUCCAAACUGGAGACCUCGUUUCAAGUUUUACCACUGGACUCUCUCAUUCCUGGGGAUGAGUCUGUGUCUUGCCUUGAUGUUCAUCUGCUCUUGGUACUAUGCUUUGAUUGCUAUGGUGAUUGCUGGAUGUAUUUACAAAUACAUAGAGUAUAGAGGAGCUGAGAAAGAAUGGGGGGAUGGAAUCAGGGGGUUGUCCUUGAAUGCGGCUCGCUACGCUUUGCUUCGGGUUGAAGCAGGACAUCCACACACCAAGAACUGGAGGCCUCAAGUCUUAGUUUUGUUGAAUUUGGAUUCGGAACAGCUGGUUAAGCACCCUAGAUUGCUUUCUUUCACUUCUCAGCUGAAGGCUGGUAAAGGAUUGACCAUUGUAGGAUCUGUCCUUCAAGGAAUAUACUUGGAUAAAUGUGUAGAAGUUCAAAAAGCUGAAGAGAAUGUUAAAUCCUUAAUGGCAAUAGAAAAAACAAAGGGAUUCUGCCAGAUUGUGGUGUCUCCAAGUUUGAGAGAUGGAGUCUCCCAUUUAAUUCAGUCUGCUGGUCUCGGAGGGAUGAAGCAUAAUACAGUCCUGAUGGCAUGGCCACAGUCAUGGAAGCUCACAGAUAAUCCAUUUUCAUGGAGAAACUUUGUUGACACUGUACGUGAAACGACAGCAGCACAGCAAGCUCUGCUGGUUGCCAAAAACAUUGAUUUGUUUCCAGCAAAUCAAGAGCGCUUUUCUGAAGGGAACAUAGAUGUGUGGUGGAUUGUUCAUGAUGGCGGGAUGCUGAUGUUGCUUCCUUUCCUGAUUCGACAGCACAAGGUUUGGAGAAAAUGUAAAAUGCGUAUUUUCACUGUAGCCCAGAUGGAUGACAACAGUAUUCAAAUGAAAAAGGAUCUUCAGAUGUUUUUGUAUCAUCUUCGAUUGAAUGCUGAGGUGGAAGUUGUUGAAAUGUUUGAAAAUGACAUUUCAGCAUUCACAUAUGAGAAAACACUUGUGAUGGAACAGCGAUCUCAGAUGUUAAAACAGAUGCAGUUGUCCAAGAAUGAAAGGGAAAGGGAGAUUCAGAGCAUCACUGAUGAGUCUCGAGGCUCAAUCAGAAGACAAAGGCACUGUAGUCCACAGUCCAUUGGUCAAGAUAAGCAGGUUCUGGUGCCCAAUGACAAGCGAGAGGAUGAGGCUCAGCUAAUCCAUGACAGAAAUACUGCAUCCCAUUCAGCAGCAGUUGUCCAAGCCAAUGCUGCUGCAGCUGCACCUGAAAGAGUGCAAAUGACUUGGACUAAAGAAAAGCUUGUUUCUGAAAAACAUAAAAACAAAGAAACAAAUCUGACCGGUUUUAAAGAUAUCUUCAACCUGAAGCCAGAAUGGGGAAAUCUGAAUCAGACAAAUGUCAGAAGAAUGCACACUGCUGUGAAGCUCAAUGGAGUAGUACUUAAUAAGUCACAAGAUGCCCAGCUAGUUUUACUGAACAUGCCUGGACCUCCAAAAAGCAAAAAAGGGGAUGAAAACUACAUGGAGUUCUUGGAAGUUCUGACAGAUGGUCUGAACAGGGUUCUCCUGGUGCGUGGUGGUGGACGUGAAGUGAUCACCAUUUAUUCUUAAUGCCAUUACUGACUGGGCAAAGAUUACUUAUGGUUGUGUGAACAAUUGUAAUGAGAUUUCCUGGGAACUUGAAAUGAUAUACCAGCUGAAUCUUAUUAGUAUGUGUUCUGCUUUCCUUCAGAGAGAGCUGUCUGGAAGGGUUUCUUACGUCGAAAAUGUCUUUGUCAAAGAAAUGUACAUAUUGCAUUAUUAAAUAAGUGACGGGGAUCAGUAUAGUGUUUGUGUCUGGAAAAAAUACAACCAUUUUUAACGAUCUUGAGAAGGCCUAGAGGAAAAAGGGUAAUUUUCAUACAAGAUGAAGUAGUUAACCUUUUCAGUGUAUAAAAGGAUAUGACCUAAAAGUAGAUGAUGGCAUGAGGAUUUUAUGAACAAAUCAGGCAAGAUGUGACAAAAAGACCUGGUCUGAUUUUAUUCUCUCUUCUGAACCAAAAUGCUGCUAUUGUGUAUCUGUUACAGUGGUAGUCAUAGUUUAAUUUUAGCUGUCCUGCUUCAUUGUUCACAUUGUUUCUGAAGUGGGCACAGUCAUUUGACACUUUGUAUUUGACAUUGGAAUUACCUGAAGGAAUAACUUGAUUUCAAAAUUGGUUAAAUAAAAGUCCACAAUUCGGCCAUUACCAGCAGCCCUGAUUCCAUUAAAUGACCUUUGUAUACUGUAGGAAAACUAUGUGAAGUUACCCUGAGUCUCAUGAUGGUAGUCUUGCUUCCCUGCUUUGUGCAGAUGGUCGUCAGGUGAUGGUAAGGCUGCUCUGUCAGCUUUCACACAUCAUACACAGUGGCACACCGGGUUCCCCAAGUAGCAAAUGGCUCCAUGGGAGUUAUUAGAGCUGGUGGUGCCUUUUGGAGCAGUCUUUCCACUGCUGUUUGCAAUUCUUAAUUGCACCAAGCUCCCCUUUGGCUGCUGGACACACACAAUGGGAGGGGAACAACUGAGCACAGCACCGCACAGCAUAGCAUUAGCUUUCAUUUGCCACAUAUCUGUUGUUUUACCUUGUGGCAGGUGAGGAAUUUAGUUUAACAGACUACAUUGCAAUAUUCUGAUUCAGAUGAUAGUGUAGAAGUGUGGAAAACACGGCUUCCUUUGAAAAGUCAAGUGUGAUGAUAUGCUCUAUGUUCAGGCAUAGCUGCAGUAUUUGUGGGUUAUUCUCAAAAUGAAGUCUGAUGUUCUGAAAAAUGCAGUAUUUAUAAAUUACAUAAAUGCUUAAAUGAAAUAACCUUGCCACUUGAGCUGUGAGAUUUGUUGUUUAAUUAACAUUUAUUAUAGUUCACAUGCAUAUAAGUGUUUAAUAGUUACUUUUAACUUUUUUUGUCAAUGAUGCACCUCUGCAUUGAGUAUUUGUGAAAUAAGAAUAUUAUUUCUCCUCUUCCUUCCUCCCUCCCACCCCCCCAUCUUGCAAAUUAUCAUGUUAACUGUUUUGACUACUAGUGUUGGCUGAUACUGAAAAUAUCUGUUGGAUACAUAAAUCAUAAUAGCACCAAGGGAAUGUGUUGGUCUAAAAAAGGUGCGUCUGCACUGAAGACAUAGUGCAAUAUGUAAAAAUAAAUAAACUAAUUUUGAUAAUAAAAAUAUUUUUUAAGAAGAUCUGCCAAUAUAUUUUCAGUAUAAGCUUUUCAGCUGAAUAUUUUCUAUAAAUUUGCAUUGAUGAAGUAUAGUUUCAGUUGUAGAUAUAAUGUGCUUUUUAAAACUUAGCAUUCCACUUAUGUCAAUUUUUCACUCUUUGUAUGCUGUUUGAGAACACUGUAAUGACUGUUGUUUCAAAGUCUUGGUAGGGCAAUGCUCUUUACACAUACUUAUUUUAUAUCUUAGAAAUUAAUGUAAUAUUCAAGGCCCUGUUCUGACAGAUUUGCUAUAAUGGUUUUCCCAAAGUGUUUUCAAAACCUAUGUGUUUUCAGUUUUAAUGCUGCUUUUCAACUCUCUGAUUUAGGAUAUUAGAUUACAUGGUGGAGUAGUUUGAGUUCCAGACUCUCUAAAUAAUAUGUAUGAGUGGAACACAUGCCCUGGAUUGUUUGUAAUAAGACUUAACUGGAUAUAGUGUCUAUCAGGGGAAAAAACUCAGCAAAAACAUUGAUUGAUUUAACACUUUUUCAGAAUGCGUUUGAUUGUAUUCAUAAGAUUCAAUAUUGCCACACAAGACUUAAAACUAAAUUUUCAAAAACAGUAAAUAUAUUUUUUCUUUAGUGCAACUAAAUUGUAAUGAAGAAAGCUUGUGUUGUGUUGAAUGUGCAAGUAAAAACCUAGACAUGUUUAGAUAUGAACCAGAGGAGAAAGUACUCACCUUGAUGCAUUACUAUCUGUUGUUCUCCAUUCAUUGGAAUGGACGUAGGAGUGUACGAAAUAACUGGUCAUCACUGUAUGCAAAUAUGAGGUUUUUUCCGCUAAGUUUUUUAUGUGAAAAAAGUAUAAGUUCAUAAAAGAAAUGUUAUGAAAAUUAAGAAAAUGAAUCAUGGCUAAUAAAAACAAAAAACCAUGCGACUGCCUAUAUACUGUGGACCUACAACUUAUUUAUUUGUCCAAAAUAGAUCAUUUCUGUUACCUUCAAAAAAAAAAAAAAUUAAAAUUGUGAAGUCAUAUUAUCUCUGUAUUGUUCCUUUUUUAAAAAAACAUGUAAAUGUGCUUUUUAGAAAGGAUAUAAUGUGUCUAUUCAGGCUUAAGCAGGUGUUAA